UUCUCGUCUCCCCUCAAAAGGCAAAACCAAACAUACCCCUAACGAACCAGGGUUUGUUUACUUGUUAUCUCUGAAAAUCUACCAUUUUUUAUUUUAUUUAUAUUCAUCACAACCAGAGAUGCUUUUUUAGAGAGAAACAUGAAAGUUCAUCAUCCGAUUGAAGUGGCGAAGACGGUGUUGGAGGUCGCCGACGUGGCAUGGACUGCCGUUGAAUGCUGUCACCACUAUCACCGCGACGGCCGCAAGGAGGCGCCGUCUUCACCAUCUCUGAAAUCAAACAGAGUGGAAGGGGAUUUGGAGGCCUUGCGAUCAGAAAAUCAACGAUUAAGGCAACUGCUUGAACAAAAUCUAAAGCUUCUACAGCCUAUUCUACAAUCUCCUAAGUUAUUGCAAGAUUGCCCUUCAGAUCUCCAUGAUCGGCUUAUUGCUUCUGUCGAGUCUGGGAACUUUUUGAAGCAACUGGAAUAUCUCAAUCCAAAUUCAGCACCUGUGGAUGUUUGUAAAUUUCCUUUCAACGAGGCAUCAGAUUCUGACAUGGAAACGGCUGAGGUUCUGAUAAAGAUUGAUCUCGAAGAACCAAGUCGGUGGGUUUGGGUAACAGAUGAUAUGGCUCCCAAUAAUGUUGAGGAAAGGAGUGGAAUUGAUAACGAAAGUUAUGUAAUUGUUAACGAGGAUCUGAUUGUAGAUGCAGUUGCAAACUUCAUGGCUAGAUGCAUUAUGUCCAACAGGAAAGUUCAGAGCAUGACUCCCCAGCAGCUUCAAAAGACGCUGAAAAAAGCAUUGGGUGGCAUGAACAAGUUGGAAGCAAUGCUCAACAUUUGGAGUGCGGGAAAGUUGUUUUAUGCUUUCUCUACAUGGGGACUUGCUCUUGCAGGGUUGUACAGCAGUCGAAGUGUUCUGAAACUUGCUGCUUUGGGCGUUCACACAACCAGCAAAGUAGUUAUGAAAGCUCUUUGAGUUAGUGAAGUGGUAUGUGUAAGUGUACAGUAUAUUAUUUGAACUUUCGCUUGUAAAUACCAUCAAGGUUGUUCUGUCCUUGGAAACCGAAUCUUAUUCCAGAUAAGUGUAAACAGCAAUUGGUGUUGCUACUAUGCACUUUGAAGAUCAGUAUCAUUGUAAAUUCCAGAUCUGUGCCUUUGUGAAUUUCAAACCUUGUUUCCUUGACAAAUAUGUGUUGACUGGUAAUGUUCUUCUAUUUUCC
Messenger RNA from Cuscuta europaea, 1201 nucleotides. Lineage: Eukaryota; Viridiplantae; Streptophyta; Magnoliopsida; Solanales; Convolvulaceae. The record is from the annotation of a GenBank genome assembly.